Exophiala oligosperma is the source of this 2333-nucleotide messenger RNA. RefSeq lists its product as uncharacterized. Gene Ontology annotation, molecular function: serine-type endopeptidase activity; oligopeptidase activity. The record is from RefSeq and is a predicted model, not a curated record. Bases 22 to 2250 code for a protein of 742 amino acids. Gene Ontology annotation, cellular component: cytosol. Lineage: Eukaryota; Fungi; Ascomycota; Eurotiomycetes; Chaetothyriales; Herpotrichiellaceae. Gene Ontology annotation, biological process: proteolysis. The transcript has 2 exons.
CCAAACACGGCGCCCGAGACAAUGGCAGGACACCAAGCUCAUCGAUCCAACCACGCUACUGUGUUCAAAAGUGCUCGCCAUGGAUCCGUGUCGCUCGCAGACCCUUAUCACUGGAUGACGGAUGUGACCAGUCCAGAGACUCAGGCGUUCAUCGAGGCAGAAAGCGAGGCGACAACUGAGUACUUGGAUGAUCCCAAGCUAGAAGCAACCAGACGUCGCCUCCAACAAAAGUUGCUCUCAAUGUGGGAGCUUUCUGCUGUCAGGGAGCUACCGAAGCGGCUUCCCAAUGGUGACUACAUCGUCCGGGUGGCAGGGCGAGCGAGCGAGCACCCGCGGUCAUAUCAGACUAACACGGACGCCAUCGUCAAUUGCAAGACUCCAGAGCACGACCCUGCCAUCUUCUUCGACGAGCUGUCCGGUGGUGGCGCGAUCAUGGCGUCUUCGCUGAGCAAAACCAGCAGGUAUUGGGCUUUCUUGACCAGCACCGACGGCUCGGAUUGGGGCGUCGUUCGUUUCAAGGAUGUCAACUCGGGCAACAUCCUCGAAGAUGAGCUUGUUGACGUCAAAUUGGCACACAAGCCGAGCUCGAUAAUCAACUGGCUGGGUGACCAGGGGGUUUUCUACCUGCACUGUCCUCGAGAUUUCGCAGAAGACGACGGCACACCAGUGCCGCCAACACUGCGAUUCCAUCGCAUCGGAGCGAAGCAAGGGGCCGAUGAAGCUGUCUAUCGAGACCCCAGCCAGCCACUUCAGACCUUCAAGGCCGAGGUCUCUCUCGAUGGAGAGUACGUAUUUCUCGACAUCUACGACAAAAGCAGAUCCGGAACUGUGUCGGCAGCCCCUGUCAAUGGCGCCACAGAGCCCUCGGACAAGCUCAAUCUGCAGUUCAGCACAAGAGUAUCGUGUGGUGUAGAAGCCGAAUGGGAUUAUAUCGGGAUUCAACAGGACGACCAGGGUUCUGGGGCGGCCCACAUCUUCUGGACUUCCCAGGACAAUGGGAAAGUCAUGAGCUAUACUCCAGAAACGGCAGAGCUCAAGCCGCUCGUCCCGUCGAGUCCGGAACUGACCAUGGUCACGGCCAAGGUCAUCCACGAGGGCUAUAUCGCCGUGGUGUACUCGGUGGAUGUCCAGCACCAAAUCCGAGUACUCUCCCCGACGGGAGAACCCGUACAGACCCUCGACCGCCUGCCAUUCUCGACGAUCGUCGACCUCAGUUACGAUGCCGACGCAGCCGCCGUCUUUGUCCUGGACAGCUCAUUCUGUCGUCCUCCGCAGCUCUGGAGCGCCAGGGUCAUUUCCGACCCUCCGGGAUCCCGCCCCGAGAUUGCAGACUUCCGAAACGCCCAGUUGUUCCCACACGCUCGCGACGAGGACGGCCUGACGCCCUCCUUGCAGACGAGACAAGUCUUCUACGAGUCGGCCGACAGGACCAAGAUCCCGAUGUUUCUCACGUCGCGUGAGCCGGACGUCAAUCCCGACUCCGCCGCGGCAGCGCCUGUCCUUCUCUACAUCUACGGCGGGUUCGGGCUCUCGGUGAUCCCGCACUUUCGCCCCGACUUCUCCAUGUUCAUGGACGUGGUCGGCGGGACGCUCGCCGUAGCCAACGUGCGCGGCGGUGGAGAGUACGGGCACGCAUGGUACGCGGCGGCUUGCGGGGGGAAGCGACAACGUCUGUUCGACGACGUCCACGCCGCGGCACGGUACCUGAGGGACGUGGUCGGGGCGCGGAAGGUCGUCCUCAUGGGCGAGAGCAUGGGCGGCCUGAACGCGGCGGCGGCCAUGGUCCAGCGGCCGCAGCUGUUCGACGCCGUCAUCCUCAACGCGGGCGUCCUGGACGUGCUGCGCCGGGGCGAGCUGGGCCUCGGCCUCUACGGCGUCGUCGACGUCGGCGACGAGAAGGUCCCCGACGACUUCGACGCCAUGUACGAGUGGGCGCCGCUCGAGCGCCUGAGGCCCGGGACGCGCUAUCCGCCGGUCCUCUUGACGUCGGGAUCCGCCGACAAACUGGUCAGCUGUGCGCACAGUUGCAAGUUCACCGCUGCCAUGAAGCAUGUUGCGUCCUUGGGCCCUGGUGCGGCUGGCCGGGAGGAGGACCGUGACCGGGCGGUCGAGAGUACACAGUCGGUCGUGCAUCUGAGAAUCAUCCAGGACCUCGGGCACGGGGGCAACGUCCCGACAAAAGUGAAGGCGCUGAUGGGCUUGGAGAGGUGGCUGUGGGUUUGCAAAGUACUGGCCGUUGAAGUCGUCUAGUCGUAAUGGGGAAACCAUGCUGGCAUACUCGGUAUAAAGUCGGACUAUAGAUCGUAGCGGACAGAUGAAUCAAGAUCAAUGGG